Messenger RNA from Contarinia nasturtii (swede midge), 2675 nucleotides. It is a transcript of the gene Mettl3, whose product is annotated as N6-adenosine-methyltransferase MT-A70-like protein. Gene Ontology annotation, molecular function: mRNA m(6)A methyltransferase activity; mRNA (2'-O-methyladenosine-N6-)-methyltransferase activity. Lineage: Eukaryota; Metazoa; Arthropoda; Insecta; Diptera; Cecidomyiidae. Bases 368 to 1621 code for a protein of 417 amino acids. The transcript has 9 exons. Gene Ontology annotation, cellular component: RNA N6-methyladenosine methyltransferase complex; nucleus. The record is from RefSeq and is a predicted model, not a curated record.
CUGUUGAUGUUGCUAACGAAAAUUACUGUCAAUGAUUGUCCCGUUUGAAAUAGCAUGUUUUGUAUGGGAGACGGUACGGUUUGAAAUACUUUUUGAUAGUUUGGUAUCAUCAGAAAAUGAAAGUAUGAAGUACAAGAAAGAAAACGAUACGAUUUCGUUUGCUGCUAUAAUAUAUUAUAACGAUUAGUUAGCGUAGCUAGACGAUUUUGUGGUCUUGACAGUACAAUGUUAGUACGAAGGGCAGGAGUCCUCAGGCGAGUUUGAUGCAGAAGAUUCAAGCAAUAGUAGAUCAUUCAAAAAUAUAUACAAUACAGACAAAAGAGCUAUUGGUUGUAAAGAGUUAACAAGUGCAACGGAUACUGAUAUAAUGUCUCUUCUUUCAAUGCCUUCUACUCGAGAAAAACAAAAUAAGCAGGUUGGAGAAGAAAUUUUGGAACUGCUCUCGAAGCCAACUGCUAAAGAAAGAUCCUUAGUGGAGAAAUUUAAAUCAGAAGGUGGAGCUCAAGUUAUGGAGUUUUGUCCACAUGGUACACGAAUUGAAUGUGAACGUCAGCAAUCCUCGCCCAAUGAUCCAGAAGAUGAUACUGAAGAUGAUGUUCAUAAUGAUCACGGUGACGUGGAUGAUAAUUGUGACAUCGAUGAUAUGAGUAACGAGAAGCAUUCUGUAUUGAAUACUCAUUCCACAAUAAACUUGAAUAUGUCUGGAAUUGCUAACAAAAUUUCAGAUUAUCGUUGUAAUAAGUUACAUUUCAAGAAAAUAAUUCAAUCACACACUGAUGAAACAUUGGGAGAUUGUAGUUUUCUCAAUACUUGUUUUCACAUGGACACCUGUAAGUAUGUCCAUUAUGAAGUUGAUUCACAAUCGAGCAAUUGCAAAUUUGAUGAAAAUGACAAAUCCAAUCGAGUUUUGGACCUUCCGAAACUAAAAGUAGUAGAUCCAAGCACUGCAUUACAUCCAGCUCAAUGGAUUCAAUGUGAUUUACGGUUUCUUGAUAUGACAGUAUUAGGUAAGUUUGCAGUAAUAAUGGCAGAUCCUCCUUGGGAUAUACAUAUGGAACUACCAUACGGAACAAUGUCAGAUGAUGAAAUGAGACAAUUAGGAGUUCCUGCCCUUCAAGAUGAUGGCCUUAUUUUUCUUUGGGUAACGGGGCGUGCGAUGGAACUAGGCCGUGAGUGUCUGAAACUGUGGGGAUAUGAACGAUUUGAUGAACUUAUAUGGGUGAAAACAAAUCAAUUGCAACGUAUAAUUCGUACUGGUAGAACAGGACAUUGGUUGAAUCAUGGAAAAGAGCAUUGCCUAGUGGGAACGAAAGGAAAUCCAAAAAAUUUGAAUCGUGGACUUGAUUGUGAUGUUAUUGUAGCUGAAGUACGUGCUACCAGUCAUAAGCCAGAUGAAAUAUAUGGUAUAAUAGAACGGCUUAGUCCAGGUACUAGAAAAAUAGAAUUAUUUGGCAGGCCACACAAUGUUCAACCCAAUUGGAUUACUCUUGGAAAUCAAUUAGAUGGCAUUCGCUUGGUCGAUUCCGAACUUAUAAGCCAAUUUCGAAAAAGAUAUCCCGAUGGAAAUUGCAUGGCACCAUUGGCACCAUCGGCACCAUCGCAAAAAUCAUCAACCAACUAAUUAUAAUUGUGCGACACUCAAAAUGUGACAGAAACGAGACCCACCGUUUUUACAUAAUUUGGGUAUGCUGAUUUCAAUGGCAUCACCCGUUUUUCUCUAUCACGUCAGGAUUUUACACAAUUUUCCUAGAGAGUUUUCCGGAAAACCAAAAUUGGCUGUUUAUACUCUAGUAACAUUUUGAAUUCAUGCAAUAUCCCAGAGUGGUGACCUAUCAGGCGUUGUAGUACGGUUCAAGUAUAGCCCAGCCACACAAUUCGUUUUGAAAAAAAAUUGGGUAAUUUGAAAAAAAAAAAAUGAUUUGGUUAUUCCUCUCUGAAGUCACAUUUUGAAGUAAAAAUGGUGUCCAUUCAAACGCUCUGAAAAUGAGUAUUUGGGGGUUUUUUGACAUGAAAAGACCGAAUAUGCCGCUGUUUUUGCUAUAAAAUUGGGUUUGAAUACACUUACCACACGUUGAAAUUUUUGGUUAUUUUUGACCAUUUUGGAUACUUUUUGUGUGGUAAGUGUAUUCAAACCCAAUUUUAUAGCAAAAACAGCAUCAUAUUCGGUCUUUUCAUGCCAAAAAACCCCCAAAUACUCAUUUUCAGAACGUUUGAAUGGAUACCAAUUUUACUUCGAAAUGUGACUUCAGAGGGGAAUAACCAAAUCAUUUUUUUUUUUUCAAAUUACCCAAUUUUUUUUCAAAACGAAUUGUAUGGCUUGACUAUACUUGAACCUACUACAACGCCUGAUAGGUCACCACUCUGGGAUAUUGCAUGAAUUCAAAAUGUUACUUGAGUAUAAACAGCCAAUUUUGGUUUUCCGGAAAACUCUCUAGGAAAAUUGUGUAAAAUCCUGACGUGAUAGAGAAAAACGGGUGAUGCCAUUGAAAUUAGCAUACCCAAAUUAUGUAAAAACGGUGGGUCUCGUUUCUGUCACAUUUUAAAAGUUAAAAAAUGACGCACAGUGAAUUAUAGACUUUCCAAAUGACUUUUGUGUGAAAUCAAAUUAAAAUGCCUGAAACAAAUAAUAAAAAAAAUCUUUUGUUGUUACAAAUCGUAACAAAUGCAUAGGAAAA